GCCUUGGCCAAAGCUUUGGCCAAGGCUUGGCCUAAUGAUUGGAAUGCGAGGAGCUAUGUGGUCUUCCGGACCAUCUCACAGAACUUCGGAGGGCUCCCACCGAGCGCAACAAGCUCGCAGAGCCAGUAUCCCGGACAGGCCUUUGCCCCGUGCUCCUUCCUUCAAUCGCAAGGGGAUCGGCUGAUCGGUGGAUCCUGGAGGCGAAUGUCGGUCAGUGUGGUGCAGAUGCUGGAGAACAACCUCAGAGACAGGCAUGCACGGCACCUGAUGCUCGUUUGCCGGGGAGAAGUGGAUGUUGCGUUGACCUUGGUCCGGCGAGCCGCGGAGAAGGAGCACCGGAAUCUGCAGAUCAUGAUGGGGUCUACCUUCACGGAAGACCAAAGUGACCACUACAGCUUUGGUCUCCUCAGGAGGGUCGUGCUCAGCAUGGAGCGAGGAGACUUGCUGGUGAUGCGAGCACUUGAAGCCAUCCACGGCUCGCUCUAUGAUAUGCUCAAUAUGAGCUACACCACCUUGGGCAACAAGCGGCACUGCCGGAUUGCCCUUGGCGACACCGACAUCUUCGCGCAGGUGCACGAGAACUUCCGCUGCGUGGUCCUGCAGGACGCGGAUCAGCUGCACCUGGCAGAUGCCGCCUUCUUGAACCGCUUCGAAAAACAUUACGUUUCCAUUAGCGACAUGGUGACGAGUCAGGUACAUCGUGAGGCAGUGAAACAACUAGAAGGGCAAGCUGCGAGAGCAACCUCAGGACCGCGGCUGAACGAUAAGCCGGAGGUGCAGUCCUUGUUUGCCGGUUGGGGGCCUGAAACCUCUGCAUCCUUGAUCAACUACGUGGCGGCAAGUAGCAGUGAGACUCUCCUACCAGGGCAGCUGGUGGCAAAGGCAUGGCACCAGCUGCUGCCUUGCGCCUCUGUCGACGGCAUGUUGCGCGCCACCGAGCUGUCCCAUUGGGCGCAGGAUCUGUCUGUGGAGCCCAAUGAUGUCAAGGACUGGCGUGAGCAAUUCUUUGCUCAGCCACAGUCGCUUCCCGAUUGGCUCGUUGCCAACGGCUGGCAGGCUGCACCCGGUGAAGCUGCGAUCCGCUACGGGGUGGUCCUUACGACCUCGCCGCUACAGAUUGAUCUGAAACAGAUCUUGCACGAUACUGUCCCAGCCUUCCAGUGCGUGGCCGUGGAUGCGUUGACCUCUGAGCUGGACCUCAGCCAAAAGCUUGAGGACUUCAACGAUGCUCAACUGCCUCCAGGGGCGGUGCUGGUGCUGCAGCUCCGGGCCGACUCGCCGCACGUGGAGCUUCUGAAGCACCGCUGCGCUGAGCUCCGGGAGAAUCGAAGGGCUUUGCUGCUCCUGCAUGGCUCGAGGCGCUUGAUGAGGUCUUCAGCGUUGCGCGUCGGCCUCAGCUUUCAGAGGGGCUGGAAGCAAGUCUUCUUGGAGCGCUUGACCAAGGAGACAGUCCUUGACGUGCACCAAUGCGUCAAGAUGGAGCUUCAGGAUUUCCUCAAGGAUGACGGGCCAAUGCCUUUCGAAGCAGUCUUGAAAAGUGUGCUAUCGGAAUGUUUUUGGUACAUCAAGUACCCUCCCACGCAAGCAGCGGCUUUGCACGUGAAGGAGGUUACAGAGCUAGUGCUGAAGGAUAAAGACCUUUUGGCAUUGCUGCGGCGGAUUUGCAUGGACAAGCUGAACGCUUGGCAAUCACAAGGACAAGUCUGGUGGCACAAGGUGCUGAAAGAUAUGCAGCGCCAAGCAGGCCAUGCAAGCUUCGCCGACUGCAUCGAAGCCUUUGUGCGGCAAGCGGUGCGGGGCCCCGCGGCCGUCUUUUUGUAUCUUCUGGAGAAGAGCUGCGCAUUGAAGACUUUGAGCUUCUACCCUGACGAUUCUGCACUCCGCCGGUCCUGGUUUCAGCUUUGCGAAGAAGAGCUGCUGCCCAAGAUUCAGGAGGUGCCAGAGCCGACGACCCCGGAGCAAUAUGCAUAUCCUCAACAUCUGCAGUCCUUGCGGGUGCCUUUUGCUGCCCACUUCGCAGAGCAGUUGGAUUCUUUCCGCUCGACCUUCUUCGAGCACAAGCUGCAGAAUGUUCACCACCAGGACCCUCGCGUUGGAGAUUUGAGGCGUGCGAUGGAGGCCUCGAUCAGCGAGAAGUGGCUGUCCAUGCUGAAGGAGCAUCGUGAAGCCUACGCCCAAGACUUGGCUGCCUUGCGGUUGACCGCCGUGCCUCUCUUGCAGAAGGAUCAACAGCUUUUCCUCCGGCCGAUCUUGCAGGACGAAGUGAAGAAUCGCGGCAUCACCGAGCUCCAUCAGUUCCUAUGGAGACAUCAAGGGACCCUACAGCUGGCUUUGAGGCAGUUGGCAGCAGUCCCGGCUGACUUGAGAGAUUUGACUGGCUUGAUGGGCAUCCUUCAUGGGAGAGAUCAACGGUUUCCAGAGAAUGUUCAGAAGAUGAUGGGCACCAUAACAUCCCACGCAUGUGCUGCAGUGCACCCCUGCCCUGCGACACUUCAGACACUGGGCAUCUCUUGGCUUUGGGUUGCCAAGAGAUGUCUCUCAGCAGCACGCAGCUGCUUGGAACAUUCAGAGCACUUGCCGGUCGAGGUCAGCGCACUCAGUGUGGUCACUGAGCUGAGCUUGAAGAUUGAGACGAAGAACCUUUUGGACUUCUGGACGGAGCUGGCCAUCGAGCCGAUCCGGAGCGCAGAUCAACUGAGUGACUUGGUGGGGCGGACGCUGAAAGCGGCCGAAGUGCAUUUGACCGCCCGUGCACAGCAGCGGUUCCAGCUCUUCGCACACCAACGGUUGCUGAAGCAUGGAGUGUCUGAAGGUGUCCUGCCCUCAGUGCUGGUGGGUUCGCCAGCUGUGGCGACUGCUGUGCUGGUGCGGGACUUGGUGCAGGCGGCUGCCCUGGACGAUCCCAACUGCUUCAUCGGACUUCGGAACCCCAGCAAUGGUGGUUCCAAUGCAUUGAAGGCCUUGGAGUGGCUUGCAAAACAGGCCGGUGCUGGAGCGGCCUUGAGUGCGGUCAUAUGCGUGGAGAUCCAGGACCAUGGCUUUCCAUUUUUGGACAUUAAGCGCUCCGAGUUUCUGGAAGCAAGGAGAAUCUCCAACGCCGUGGACCUUUUGCGGUCUUUGUCGGUUGGUUCCUUUAGCCUGGAGCACCUCUCGGCCUUGGCGCUCUUGCGGCUCAGCGCCCAAAGGGCCGCAGUGGCCAUCAUCGAGGAUGACUCCUUGUGGGACGGCUUAGAUGAGGUCUUGGAUGCAGCUUGCAGACCUGGAGGUGAAGAUCCCCUUGGCCUGGCUCCCUUGCUCCGCGGCACAGUGCUCCGGGAGGUGAGCGACAAGGUAGCCAACCAGGACAUCCUCUUGCAGCACGGCCGACAGAUUCAGUGGCUUUCAGCUAGCUUGCCACGGCCAGGGGAUGCACCCUUGCUGAAGGGUCCAGUGCCCAUGUUCCUCGGUGGCUUUCUGCCAGAAGCUGUGGAUGCUGCACAGGUGAUCAGCGAAGCUGCGGGGUGCCAACAAAACACGCCCGCGUUCAUGGAACUCACAGAGAAGAUGGACGAUCCGACCUGGCGCUUUGCGCUCUUCGCCGCCUCAGCGAGUCUGCUGUGCCAAGCGGAGGUGGAUGAUGCGAGGGAGGCUGCAAGGGGCUGGCUUGCAGAUCAUCCCGCCCUGCGGAGCCUAUCUCCGUUGAUGAGGGCAAACAGGGAGGCCCUGCCCAGCGAGAUUCGGCUUCAGUUGCAGGUGGCGCCCCUUCCAUUGCUCACUGCGCUGCACCUCGCUGCGGCCGUUUGGACAGCGCCAGGUGGAGUUGGAUUUGCGGGACCUUUGAAGCAAGUGGCUUUGGGUCGCUUGAAGGGCUUCUUACCAGCCAUGCCUGAUGAUGAAGAGGAGAUGAUCCUCCACGCGCUCUUUGACGGCUACCGUACUGGGCAUUUUGGGAGCGGGCAUACAAGAUAUCAGUGCCAGUGUGGUUUUAAGUACAUUGUCGCAGACUGUGGCCAAGCAGUGGGCACUGGAAGGUGUCCGAACUGUGGUCGGCCCAUUGGCGGGGUCCAAUACGCAGAUCACGGCAACAGGAGGCUCGACGCACAACCCCGGCAAGGGCAUGCAGGUGAAGCCGGCUACAUUCGCCAUGCUGCAUCCCGCGAGCGCCGGCAAGCGGUCCGAGAGCUGACGCCUUUGCCAUACAGGGCUUUACAUUUCCUGAUGCACUCUGCCCUCUUGGGUCAACUCUUCGAGCAUUCGGGGAGAUUCUCUGGAUCAUUGAAUCUCCAGAGCAUUUUGGAACACUUGAAUGCUGAUUGGGAUGUGAUGUCUGUCAUUCUGGAGUCAUCGCCAGUGGCAGUCCUCAUGGAUAUCGCACGCCACCUCCUCUUUCCCACCGAGAGCGACAUGUCCGCGCUGUCCCACCUGGGCGACAUGUCCGUGAGCGAGCGCAAGACCUGGGAGAAGCGACUCUCGCAGGCCGUGCUGGAGCCCGCAUUGGAGCCAACUUCACGCGCGGACUUCGAGGCACAGCUGGACUGGGGGGCCUCCCUCGGUGAUGCCAAGGAAGCGCUGCCAUUGCUAUUGGCAGAUCGUUUGGCGCCUCCCAACUUGAGAAUGCCAGCUAUUCUCUCUGAGCAGCGAGAGGAGACACUGCACACAGGUGGGGAGUCCUCUCCUGUGCCAGAGCUCCUCACGAUGCAAGGGAGCAUCCUGGAGCUGGGCGCUGGCGACUUGAGCUUCGCACUCAGCUUCGCGCGAGCACAGUCGGGCUUCGAGCGAUCGGCGGACCUCACCGUGACCACCCUGGAGCAUUGGCAGGUGGUGCAAACGCGUUAUCCAUCUGCUGCUGCGAAUCGGAAUGAAUUGGAAGGCCACGGGGCCCGAUUUCUGGACCAAAUCGACGGCACGGACCUGCAGUCGACCAUGCCUGGCGAAAGGUUUGAUGCCAUUAUUUUCAACUUCCCCUAUGGAGGGACUUUCUUGCAGAAUGUGAAUAAGAUGAAGCAUGGCAAUGGCCUUCAUCGUGCGCUACUUGAAGGCGUUCUUGCUUCUGCUCGCUCAGUAUUGACCAGCAAUGGCUGCGUUUGGAUGACAUUGCUGUGGAGUCAAAUCCAGGACUGGAGCGUCGCGGCACUGGCUCAACGCAACGGCUUUGUGCUGAGCAAGACGGAAUCAUUUCCGCGCAGCCGUUUUCCAUAUUACACGCCGGUCUGGGGCGAUGAUCGCGACUUUGAGCGGCGUCAACCAUGGCAAAUCUACGCAGGGAAGCCCGCUGUGCUUUGCUGCUUCGUGACGCCUGAAGCCAAGCGCCGCCGCCAUGCCGCGCGCGCCGCAUCCGCAGCAGCAACGCCGGCGGUUCCAGCCGCCACACGGGCCGCACCUGCAGAAGGCGCUGCUGGUUGCAGAGAUGAGGAGUUGAAGCUUGGCCUUGGGCGGAUGCUGCGCUUGGUUGAGAAGCCCACCAUGAACAGGUUGGAGAGGGAGUUCCAGCUUUCAGCCGAGCUUGCUGUCAAGUAUCCACUUCUGGAUUGCGCCCUGAAGAGCAGCGAGGCACUCCACUUGGCAGCUCAUUUGGCGCCGAUCUUGGAAUUCCAAAGAUUUCUCAAACGACACUUAGAGUUUGAAGUCAGCCGCGCGGACGCCAAUACCUGGAAGCUGCGCGAUGUGCUUUGCAGCUUAAGGGACGCAAGCCACAGCGCUGAGAGCGGCGAGGCUGGCGCCAGUCAUCAGUCAGAGGCGGCCACCUUCGCGCGGAAUCGAAAGCGAUUUGAGCGGUUCCAAAGUGCAUGGACUGCAUGCAAACAGGCGGGGUGCAUGAUCCGCUAUGGGUGCAAACAGCUACCCGAGGCACCCGAGAUGACCUUGGAAUCUCCUGUAAGUUUGUGCUGCCCAGAUGAGACCACCGACGCAGGAUCCUUUGUAUUGGCCUUGGUUCAAAGCCUCGUGGAUCGGCAAAACAGUUUCCUCAAGGAGGUCCUGGCCAUGGCCUCUCGCGACGCUUUGGGUGCUGCAGCGGCGGUGCGCAGCGUGCUGGAGUAUUGGUUUCAUCCAGGCCACGUCUGCUUGCCCAUUGUGGGGAUUGAGGAGGUGAACGAGACACACCUUUUGGUUCACAGCACAGAGGAGGACCACUUUGCGUGGAUGACUGGCUUCGGUGCUUCCGGCGCCUUGUGUGGUUGGGAAGAAGAGAUGCAAGCAGAUGCAUCGGAGUUGCUGGUGCCAGGAGCAAGAUGCGUCUUUGACUGGAACCUCUUGGAGCAGGAAGUGGCCGAGAGACUUCUGCAAAAGGCUGUGCAAAUCGACUUUCGAGUGGAGAACUUUAACUUUCCGUUCAAAGGGGAAGCCUUCCUGAAUGACUAUCGCUUCUUGGAGGAACUUCAUGAGCGGGUCCCACAGGAGCUGAGCCCGGACGAGCCACGUGCCUGCCUCAUGUCCACCGUGAAGGCCGCAGGCUUAAUGGCCUCCCUCCAGGCGACCAUCGCGGCCGUCCGACGACUCACACCGGAGCCCGGCUUGUCGUUGGACGACUUCUGCAAGAACUGGUUCCACGGGUCGCAUUUGCAAGAACUCCUGGCACGGAAGGAAGCGACCUGCCGCGGCUUGAAUGUUCAGCACCUCGUCCACUUGUUCGAAUUGGUCGAAGUUCAAGCAGCAAAGGACCUGGCACAGGAAGCAGGGUCCUUGCCGAAGCGAUAUUGCGUGCCCUUGCCUGAAGGCCUCCCAUGCCUCCAGAACUGGAUGGGAUCACGAGCCCGUGAGAUCCAAGAGAUCUUGUUGAGGAUUUACAUCCGUUGGCUCACCCAUGGACGUCUACAGCCCUCGGAGUUCAUCGCAGACUAUGCGGAAAGGGCGUCGAGGCUUAUGCAGCCCUAUCAGAUGGACGUGAAGGAGAUCUUUGGGGAUUUGCAGCUAGCUCAUGUACAGGCUGCGCUAACCUUUGCUUCCAACAGAUGUCCCACGGAGUGAAGGUUGGUCUGAAAGUCUGAAUUUGGCCAACCCGGACCAUUCUGCUCUGAAGAAGAGAGCUUCAUAGAGAAGCAGUGGUUGGUUAUGUGGUUCGUCAACCAUAGAUGCUGCAGUAGGUUGUGUUGCUGUUCUUAUUUGUGCCACAUGGUUGUCUAUUUGUGUUGUUCCAAGAGCCACGCUUUAGGUUUUGCAUGCAGAUCUCAACAUUGC
Messenger RNA from Durusdinium trenchii, 7155 nucleotides. The record is from the annotation of a GenBank genome assembly. NCBI's taxonomy places the organism in Eukaryota, Dinophyceae, Suessiales, Symbiodiniaceae.